Molecule: messenger RNA, 3605 nt
Organism: Leopardus geoffroyi (Geoffroy's cat)
Lineage: Eukaryota; Metazoa; Chordata; Mammalia; Carnivora; Felidae
Product: zinc finger protein 780A-like
Biological process (GO): regulation of DNA-templated transcription
Source: RefSeq, a predicted model, not a curated record
AGCCACCCAGGCACCCCAGCGUGUAUCUUUUCUGAGUGGAAGAUUCAAAAGCCAGCUCAUGGCUGUCCACACGUCUUUUCCCUCUGCCAGGGGAUCGGCAAUGUUUCAGAGGCUGCCCAUGAAUGAAGAGCCUGGGUGCGUGAACAAAGAUGUGGAGCAGAGCCCAGCCAACCCGUGUCGGACAAGGAGACACCGAGUCGUUACCAUUAUCCCAAAGAAGGACCCCCAGGAGGAUGAGAGUAUUAUUGCUGUACAUCUAAAGUCAAGGUUUCAGGGCUCUGUGUCAUUCAGGGACGUGGCCGUCAGCUUCUCCCAGGAAGAGUGGGCGUGUCUGGACCCUGCUCAGAGGGCUUUGUACAGGGACGUGAUGUUGGAGAACUAUAGCCACCUGCUCUCACUGGGAAGGUCCAUUUCUAAGCCAGAUGUGAUUACCUUACUGGAGCAAGAGAAGGAGCCUUGGGUGGUUGUGAGGAAAGAAACAAGUGGAUGGUACCCAGAUUUGGAGUCAAAUUAUGGAGCUAAGAAGUUAUCUCCAGAAAAUGAUAUUUACGAAAUAAAUUUGCCCAAACAGAGUAUAACGCAAAUAAGUAAAACUCCUGGCCUCAAGGCCUCCAAUUGUAGAAAUGACUCAAAAUGCAGAAAUAGAUUUAGGGGACAACAGAGACAUCAAGAGGGGUAUAUCAGUCAAAAGAUAAUAAGCUAUGAAAAAAUGCAUACUUAUACUCAUCAUAUUUCUCUUAUUCACAAUACAGAUAAGCCAUAUGAAUGUAAGGAGUGUGGGAAGUACUUUAGUCGUGGUUCAAAUCUUAUUCAGCAUCAGAGUAUUCAUACGGGAGAGAAACCCUACAAAUGUAAGGAAUGUGGGAAGGCCUUUAGACUUCUUAUCCAGCUUACUCGCCAUCAGAAAUUUCAUAGUGGUGAAAAACCCUUUAAAUGUAAGCAAUGUGGGAAAGCUUUUAGUCUUCCCACCCAGCUCAAUCGCCAUGAGAACAUUCAUACAGGUGAGAAACCAUUUGAGUGUAAGGAAUGCGGUAAGUCCUUUAAUCGUAGCUCAAACCUUGUUCAACAUCAGAGUAUUCAUACGGGUGCAAAACCCUAUGAAUGUAAAGAGUGUGGGAAAGGCUUUAAUCGUGGUUCAAACCUUAUUCAGCACCAGAAAAUUCAUUCUAGUGAGAAACCCUUUGAGUGUAAGGAGUGUGGGAAGGCCUUUAAAUAUCAUUACCAACUUACUGAACAUUGUCGAAUUCAUACUGGUGAGAAAGCCUUUGAAUGUAAAGAAUGUGGGAAGGCCUUUUGUCUUCCAGUAGAGCUUGCUAGACAUCAGAACAUUCAUACUGGUGAGAAACCAUUUACAUGUAAGGAAUGUGGCAAGGCCUUCAGUCGUGGCUCGAAUCUUGUCCAACAUCAGAGUAUUCAUACUGGUGAGAAACCCUACGGAUGUAAGGAGUGUGGAAAGGCUUUUAGACUUCACCUACAACUUUCUCGACAUCAGAAAACGCAUACUGGUGAAAAACCAUUUGAAUGUAAAGAAUGCGGGACAGCCUUCCAAUAUCAGUACCAACUUAUUGAGCAUCAGCGAAUUCACACAGGUGUGAAACCUUAUGAAUGUAAGGAAUGUGGGAAAUUGUUUCGUCGUGGUUCAAACCUCAUUCAACAUCGGAGUGUUCAUACUGGAAAGAAACCUUUUGAAUGUAAGGAAUGUGGGAAGGCCUUUAGACUCCAUAUACAACUUAUUCGACAUGAGAAAUUUCAUACCGGUGAGAAGCCCUUUGAAUGUGGAAAAUGUGGAAAAGCCUUUAGUCUUCUCACCCAGCUUCAUCGCCAUGAGAACAUUCAUACAGGUGAGAAACCAUUUGAAUGUAAAGAAUGUGGGAAGUCCUUUAAUCGUGUCUCAAACCUUGUUCAACAUCAGAGUAUUCAUGCUGGCGUGAAACCCUAUGAAUGUAAAGAGUGUGGGAAGGGCUUUAAUCGUGGUUCAAACCUUAUUCAGCAUCAGAAAAUUCAUUCUAGCGAGAAACCCUUUGAGUGUAAGGAGUGCGGGAAGGCCUUUAGGUAUCAUUACCGACUUAUUGAACAUCAUAGAAUGCAUACUGGGGAGAAACCCUUUGAAUGUAAAGAAUGUGGGAAGGCCUUUACUCUUCUGACACAGCUUACUCGACAUCGGAACAUUCAUACUGGUGAGAAACCAUUUAAAUGUAAGGAAUGUGGCAAGGCCUUCAAUCGUGGUUCAAAUCUUGUUCAACAUCAGAGUAUUCAUACUGGCGAGAAACCCUACGGAUGCAAGGAGUGUGGAAAGGCUUUUAGACUUCACCUACAACUUUCUCGACAUCAGAAAACGCACACUGGUGAGAACCCAUUUGAAUGUAAGGAAUGUGGGGCAGCCUUCAGACAUCAGUACCAAGUUAUUGAACAUCAGCGAAUUCAUACAGGUGUGAAACCCUAUGAAUGUAAGGAAUGUGCAAAGAGCUUUAGUCGUGGUACAGACCUUAGAGUACAUCAGAGAAUUCACACUGGUGAGAGACCCUUUGAAUGUAAGGAAUGUGGGAAGGCCUUUCAACAUCAUUAUCAGUUUCUUGGACAUUCCAGAAUUCAUACUGGUGAGAACCCCUAUGAAUGUAAGGAAUGUGGGAAAUGCUUUAUUUGCAGUAGUGAACUUAGAGUACAUCAGAGAAUUCAUACUGGUGAGAAACCAUAUCAGUGUAAGGAAUGUGGGAAGGCCUUCAGUCGUAGCUCAAACCUUAUUCAACAUGUUAAAAUUCAUACUGGUGAGAAGCCCUAUGAAUGUAAGGAAUGUGAAAAGGCCUUUAGCAAUAAUUAUGAACUUACUGUACAUCAGAGAAUUCAUACUGGUGAGAAACCUUAUGAAUGUAAGGAAUGUGGGAAAACUUUUAGACUUAGUUCAGUCUUUACUGCCCAUCAGAGAAUUCAUACAGGUAUGAAACCCUAUGAAUGUAAAGAAUGUGGAAAGAGCUUUAGUUGUAGCUCAAACCUUAUUCAACAUGAGAGGAUUCAUACUGGUGAAAAACCUUACGAAUGUAAGGAAUGUGAGAAGGCCUUUAGACUUAGGUCAGUGUUUAUUGCCCAUCAGAGAAUUCAUACAGGUCUGAAACCCUAUGAGUGUAAAGAAUGUGGGAAAGCCUUUACUGUGACUGGUCAGCUGACCCGACAUCAGAAAAUUCAUAAUCGUCAGAAGUCCUAUGAAUAUAAGGAAUGCGGGAAAAGAACCUUCCCUGGUUAUGAACAGCUUACUCAUCAUCAGAGAGUUCACAGUGGCAAGAAACCCUAUGAUAUAAAAGAAUGUGGGAAGACCUUCCAUCAUGGACUGAGAUUUGCUCAACAGCACAGUAUUCCUACUGGUGAGGAACUCCUUGAGUAUAAGUAAUGUGGAAGGAUUGACAGUCACAGCAAACACUUUAGAGUAGAGAAGACAUUCUGAUGAGGGAGUCUUUAAAUGUAAGAAAUACAGGGUGGCCGUCGUGUUCAUUGUUUACUAAUCAUGAAAGAUAUUUUACUACGUAUGUUAAUUUCAUGCAUUUAGAAAAGCCUUCAAACUCCAACUGGAGAAAAACUAUCCUUGGAACAAAUAUAAGCUACGUCUACCUGAG